Hippoglossus stenolepis (Pacific halibut) is the source of this 9728-nucleotide messenger RNA. It is a transcript of the gene klf7b, whose product is annotated as Kruppel-like factor 7b. Gene Ontology annotation, biological process: regulation of transcription by RNA polymerase II. Gene Ontology annotation, molecular function: RNA polymerase II cis-regulatory region sequence-specific DNA binding; DNA-binding transcription factor activity, RNA polymerase II-specific. The transcript has 4 exons. NCBI's taxonomy places the organism in Eukaryota, Metazoa, Chordata, Actinopteri, Pleuronectiformes, Pleuronectidae. The record is from RefSeq and is a predicted model, not a curated record. The coding region runs from base 322 to 1251 and encodes 309 amino acids.
AGCUGGAGAAGCAAACCUGGCAACCGGGCAGCCCGACUGGCAAUGCGGAAAUAGAUCUGGCACCCCCGAGCGCGCACUGAGGAGAGGAGCGAGCCGAGAGGAGAGGAACCACAGAGAUAACAAAAAAAACCCAACAACUAUUUCUUUCCUCUGCUUCUUUUUAGUUUUUGAAUUGAAGCGCUCAGGUGCGCUCUCCUGCACCGGCUGGGCUUUUGAUCCAGCAUUUCUUGUUUUUAAGUUUGAGAGGAAGAUUUUUUUUAAUCGUUUGGAAUCGGGACUUCUUUUUACUGACUUUUCUUUUUUCUUUUUCCUGCAUCAAGCAUGGAUGUGUUGGCGAAUUACAGUAUUUUCCAGGAACUCCAACUCGUCCAUGACACUGGGUAUUUCUCCGCGAUGCCUUCCCUGGAGGAGAACUGGCAGCAGACAUGUCUGGAGUUGGAGCGAUACCUACAGACGGAGCCUAAGCGACUCUCAGAGAUCUUCGAUGAGGAGCUGGAUUGUCUCUUAACACCGGCGUUCAUGCAGGGCAGUGAGAGCGAUGAGGACCUGAUGGACCCCCUUCUCCCCACCCUGCCGGAGCAACCCAGUCCGCCUCCACUACUUGUUACUCUCCCCAAGGUCCCAGCUAAGAUCCUCUAUGUGCCAAACCCCAGCAAGACCCAAGCAGAAGCAGGGACUGAAACCCCCACGACCAAGGAGCAAGUCCUCGGAGGAGUCAGCGCCGCACAGCUUAGUGCUGCCGUUACAUCCCUAACGCCGCCGUCGUCACCCGAACUCGGCCGCCACCUCGUCAAACCCACACAAACACUGACUGCGACGGCAGACGGUACCUUAACACUCAAAUUUGUGGCAAAGAAGGUGGGAUUAGGGGCUGCAAAGCUGGUGGCAGCACGGGCGUUACCGUCCCCGCCAAGCAGGGGAGGGACAGUCAGUGACAGCGAGCAGGGAGGAGGAGGAAGUCUGGGAGGAGACGUACCAGAGAACAAGAAGAGAGUCCACCGGUGCCAGUUUAAUGGCUGCAGGAAGGUUUACACCAAGAGCUCCCAUCUAAAGGCCCAUCAGAGGACCCACACAGGUGAGAAGCCCUACAAGUGCUCAUGGGAGGGCUGCGAGUGGCGUUUUGCCCGCAGUGAUGAAUUGACACGACACUACCGCAAACACACCGGAGCGAAGCCAUUCAAGUGCAACCACUGCGACAGGUGUUUCUCCCGGUCGGACCACCUGGCCCUGCACAUGAAGAGGCACAUCUGAGGGUGAACAGAAAAUGAGCGGGAGAGGGGAAGAAGUAGGGGGAGGAAGAAGAGGAGGAGGAGGAGGAGGAGAGUUCAGAGGAGAGAGGGAUGGGCAGUCGAGCCGACCGCCCGCCUCAUUCACCCCAUCCAAAAAAAACAUGUCGGCAUCCAUCUGAGAUGGCCGUAGAGAUCAAACGGCCCGACGGCCUUUUCCAUCGAAGAAGAUGAGGGUGACUGGAGGAAAACGAGGAGUAGCUAGAUUGUUGUUUUUCUUAAAAAUUACACACUCACACACUUGCAAUAGAAAACAGUUCACACACCUGUCUUGAAUGCAUCAUCCUGGUGACCUCGAGCCGCAGUCAUGUGGCUCUGGGGGAUUGGACACUGCCAAAUCAACAUAUACUCGCUUGCCGAAAACAUAAUGCCACCUUUUUUCUUUCUCUGUAUUCAGUGUUUUUUAACCCAUAAAAUCACUUUGGGUGAGGAGUUAGUUCAGUGGGUAAACUUUAAAUAUCCGUAUAGUCAGUUGUUUGUGCUUUAGCAGCUUCUGAAAUCAAAUACUCAACUUUUUUUCCUUUGUUUUUUACUGUUUUUCAUACACGGACUUUAAGAAACCAUCAUCUGCUGCAGUCAGCUUCAGUAAUCUAUGUGAGGAAAACAACAAAGCCAAAUCUGCAGGAGAGAGACUUUACAGAUUGACUUCUAGCAUGGCUGACAAUCGAACCCAGGGCUCAGACGCUGGGUGUUUUGGUGAACCCAUGGGGCUUCGGUCAGCGGGCGCUACUGCAACUCUCAGGCUCUCCUUCAGCGGGUGUUUGCAUCUCACCCUCACCGAGACGCCUGCCGCCUCCGCAGGCUACCUGACAGAAAUGCGCAGCGACACUUUCUUCCCUUUUUUUCUACUAAGAGGACAAUAAUUCUUCUUGUUGUUAUUACAAAGAAUGAUACUUUGUUCUUUUCUCUUUCGGAGAAAAUGUCUUAAAACUCACUGAAUUGUUGUUAGAGAGAAAAAAAAAACUGAGAAUCUAAGAUGACUUCAACAGAAUGUGUGGGAUGAGAAGGAGAGCGUUGUUGGUCUUCUAAUCCCCAUGUGCACUGACUCUGCCUCUGCGGCCUGUAAGCAACCAGAGGAUGAACGAAAACCAGAAUCACACGACCCUCGGAAAAUGGAUUUGUAUUUUUAUUUUGGACUAAAAUCAAAGAGGAAAGCAGAAGUGUCUUCGGUUUGUUGUGCUGCUCUUUCUGCUCAACGAUUCACGAAAGCUGAAAAACACAACCUUGUCCUGACCCUCCGUGGAAUCACACACCAGCGGAGUCAGACUCGCUGAAAACUGGAAUCUUGUUUGUGUUGUUUUUUGGUGUGGGGGGUUUCGUUGAUUCUGAAAGUCAUCCUGGAGCGCUUUCACAGAAUCUAAGAUCUCAUCUCACUGGCCGCACUGGAAGGCCAGAAAUGAGGCCGCAGUGCUGCUGUUUCACGUGGGACGGAAGACGCCAACCAACCUCUAGGUGGUGGAACCGAACAGACGCGGUCACACCGGCCCACCGGUCCAAUUUGCCUGUUUCGUAUCCAUUGACUGCACUGACUUUUUUUUCAAUGUUAUCUGUGCUUUUUUUUUCUACAGCGAAAAAUAUGGAAAAAAAUAAAAACGAUGGAAAAAAAAAUCAUAAAAAGGUUUGAAAAAAUACACUACAAAAACAAUGCUGUCUCGCUCUACACUUUGCAUACAGAACAAACACACAUACUCCGUCCACACACACACACACACACACACACACACACACACACACACACACCCACACACACACACUCACACUGCAGUUUCUUUGCUCAUGGCUCUUCUCGAGAUAAGACUAAUAAGAUUUAGGAAAAUAAUUAUUAAACUAAUGAACGGAGUUGGAAAACAAAACACUGCAUGGCAGGCUUUAUUGCAAAUGCACACACACACCAGCUCAUGACGACACACACACACACACAUGCACACUCUUCCUGGAAUUAUAUGUUCUGCUCCCAAAUCUUUUUUCACAGUAGGAAUUUAGCGACUGUUGUUUAGUAGAAGAGUAUCUUAGCUCUCAGCUGGAGGUAACAAACGAUUUCAAAUCCUUUGAAGUGAGAAAUCAGCUUGUUCCCAGUUCCAACAAUCACCCACAUAUCCUCUGCCACAGUUUGUGCCUCUCAUUUAAUCAGCGUUUUUACCUCCAACUCUGGUUACAUCGUUGGUUACGAUUGAGUGCAUGAGCCACUUUUUUCAGCAAAGAAUAAAUCAGAGUGAAACAACUGCAGCAGGUCUUUAAGCCAAAUUUAAAACAUGUUGGCAUUUCACAUCCACAUUCCUGUCAUGGAAAGUCUUGGAAAAAAUAACUAAAUUGAUUUCAGGCAAACUGUCUUCAGGAUCACAAACAUUGCAAAUUUUAAACAUAGACUGUAAAUAAAGAUGGACGACGUGUCUUCACUUCCUCCGACUGUCCAGAUACGAAGCCAAAAUAUCCCAGAAACGAAUGCUGCCAUCUUGCGUCCGAUACACGCACCCAUUACGAGUCAGUCUCAGCUGUCAAUCCAGACGAUUCACCCUGUUUUUAAAUCAUCAAAUAACUAAUUAGACGGUCGCUCUGGGAGCACGUACCUCCUCCCAGGCUAAUGCCCUAACUCUCCAUGUCAAAACAGUGUUUCCCAUUAAUUAUCUAGACUGUGUCAUAUUCUAAUUUGUCCCGCCACAGUUCACGUCUACCCCCCGUUACUGUCAUGAAUUAAACUAAUUGAUAAUUAAUUCUUUUUAUGGAAAACCUAACCUCAUAAAGAAAGAGAUUAAGACCAAACUUACUGGGAACGUGAACACUUCAGUGUGAUGAACAACAUAAAAUGACUGAAAACAUCUUUGAGAAAAAUGUAUUUGGCGUGUACUUUGACUUUUCAGUUUGGUCCAUGUCCCGUCCAUCAACAUGGAGGAUGGGAGGUAGCAAUCUAGACGCUUUGGCUUGACUUUUGGGUUAGCUGUCAUGUCGUCCUUGUUGUUUAUACAGUCUAUGAUUUUACACUUUUCUACUUAUCAACACACAAAGAAGCAUAGCAAAGUGCUUAAUAAGGGAAGAAGCUAGCGUGAGGCUAACUUAUGCGGAGCUCUUGGAGAAUCAUGAACAUGUCUUCACAUUUAUGCUUUGCUGAAAAUAGUGGCUCAUCUCUGUGAAUUUCCUGAAUGCAGAUUAAAUAAAAUCAAAAUCUCAAAGUUAGAAGAUAAAACAUGAGAGGUGGAAACUGGUGCGAGCACAUAUCCACACAACCUGCUUCCUUUGAUCAGUGGUUGCGUGGAAAUAAAUAAACCUGCCUCGCAAUCAGGGCAUUACUGACAACCAACAUCAGCAGUAGCACUGACACUGCUGGUCCAUCCGCCCACCACCACCUGCAGGCCCUGUAGCGCAUGCAAACAGUCUAAUGCUCGCUGCUGCUGCUGCUGACUGGUGUAGGCUGGGUGAGGGUGCAAGGUUCCUGAAGCUGGCAGGAGAUUUCACAUCCCGUCGUGCCCGGUCGCCGUGCCAGUUGGCCUUGCCAGUCCUCAUUAGGUGAAACAGUGAAAACAUUCCCCUUCAGGGGGGGUUUAUGGUGCAGCUUCGAACAAUCGAUACCAAAAACCUCCAGCACGGAACUGCCCUUUAGCCACGGGCAGAAUCUCCCCAGUCAGGAGAGAUCAGCGGGGAACCGCCUCCGUAUGAGGCCUCUGUAUCCAGCGGCAGCUUUCUCUACUAACUGUCUUUCUGCUAAAUAUGACACAAAUCAACCCACGUAUGAGAUGAAUCCAGUGUUUCAUGUUUGAUUUCAUUUCAUUUUUACUGUUUGUUUUUUCAGUGACAAAAUCUGUAUCGAUGGUUGUUUUCUUCAGCUUGGAAGAUGCAAGGUCACGCCAAAAUGUUGAGACAUGCAGAGGGAUGUAGAAGGACGUACAAUCACAGAGGGAUGGGGAUCGUAGCACUUUUGAUGGAAUGAAUGUGUAUUUGUGUGUGUGUGUGUGUGUGUGUGUGUGUGUGUGUGUGUCCCAUUAGGCAAACUGUGAGGGAAGCAGUGAUUAAGCAAAAUGGUUGAUACCAGAUUUCUUUUAACUGUGCAACCACGUGGGAGAAAUGCUUUUAAUCAAAGCAAUGGCCUACAAUGUGUUCAUGAGGUUUUUUGCUCUGUCCGUUCAUUCAUUGAUGUAUUUAUACAAGUCAUGGAGCCCGAUGACUUAAGUCAAAGAGAUGCAAACUUGCACUUAAUAUUGAAGCACGUUAAAAUCAGACAGAUUAAUUAAAAUAACUAUUUUCUUUUUUUCCUGCCCCCAAAUCUCAGGAUUUGUUAGAAUUGUUCUGAUUGUCAAAAAACGGAUGAAGUAAUAAUAAUAGGAGUAUCCAAAUGUAAAUCAGAUCUUAAAAUAUCUCAUCUGCUGCCCUGUAGUUUGAUCAUUUCAUUAACAAAGGAAGUCAGAUGCAAAAUCAGCAAGUCAUUUGCAUUUUGUACUCGUUUUCCCCGACACUUUGUAAAACCUGACGCGUCCUCUAAGCUGCUAAUAUCCCAAGAGAACCUGAUGUACAGACGAGAGUGGAUCAGUGUCAUCUUGCAGCUGGAAACAAACGUUUGCCUGCUCGCUAAAUUACAAUUAAAGUUAGAAAAUUGCUUGAAUUGAUCUUCUCCUUUUUUAAAUUAACAUAUUUGUAGAUGAAAAACCAAUAAAUUGUGAAUAAAAUGAGCCUUAAGUAGAGUUUAAGAGAAAGUGAGACUUUCAGCACAUUUCUGCGAAACAAAUGUCCCCCAAAACUAUGUAAACGUACCAGAUUGUUGAUUUCAUUCACAGGUUUAAAGCAUAAAUGUAAUGCUACAUUGAAAUCGUGUUGCUGGCAAGACUGAAGCGACUAAUAGUUUCUCUCCUCUUUAAUUAAAAUCCCUCUCGACAUGUGGCAGAUCUCAAAGUCACUUACGAUAUGAACUCACAUUUCGUUCCCUCCGUGUCUCUCGGCCUGAUGAAGCAGAUUUUCUGUCCCUGUGUUUUGCUCGGGGGUCUCCUGUCGUCUCUCAGCCUGCUCCGGGGCCAGUUAGCGGCCGUCCCACCGCUCUGAUUAGCAUGAAGCACUUCCAGGUCCUGUUCUCUGGAUGCAGUUCAGCUAAUGAGUUAUCGCUCUGGGUCACAGGGAAACUCAGUGGUCUGGGGAAAAAAAAGACACACCAGUGACCUUGAGCCAGGACUGUAACCAGAAGUUGAUGCAGGAGAAACAGAAUACCCCGUUGCAAAUUCAUUAUGAUGAACAAAAGGAUUUCAGAAAUAAUUUAGCCAUGUGCAAAUCUUUAAAUCAGCCCUUGCUUUUUAUUCAUGUAUUGCAGAUUCAAUAAAUUACGAUUUAUCUGCAAAGUCCCAUCAGAUAUUUAAUCUUGAAUCCCACGACCCUCCAUCAUCCUCCCCAGUUGAAGUGCCAUCCGUGUUUCCCUCCAUCCUGACCCCCAUCGCUCCCUCUCUGUCCACAGCAGUUGUCCAUGCACUAUAAGCUGCAGGAAUGCUGAAUGCACACUUUACACAUUUUGCCCAAAGAUUUGCAUAUUUGCAAGUUAACUGCUGUGAAUGUAGUGGAUGUGGAGGGAACGAGCCGAGAGGCAGGGACGCAGAAAAUUAGCGACGGAUUGGAAGGUGGAAGGAGAGGGAUUGUUUUUUUCCCCGUUUUUUUUUCUUAAACUCUUGUCCCAUUAAAUCUUAAUUACCGGUUUGCUCCGAACCUUCAUGCUUCGUAUCAUUCUCGUUCUCGGGUCCACUGUCAGCUGGAGCCAGACUCAUUGUUCACAAAUGUAAAAUAAUGUUCUCAUGGUCUUAUAGGGUGCCCGCUAUAGUGGCGCUAGCAGCUUAAGCAGGAGUGAAGUAGCUUUAGUUAAAGUUAGUUUCUUAGCACGCUGCAAAUAGCACUAAUCAAGUCUCAUAUUUCAGAGUAAAAGGUGGACUGGAGAUUUUGGGAACCAAGGUUUUAUCACAUGACUUCAUCAUCCCCAUGCAUCAAAUGGUCAAGAGGAAUCUCCUUUGAGACUAAAGGUGUUUUGACACUGGUGGAUUUUUCCAAAUCUGGGAAUGAUUCAUUUAAGAGCUUGAUAAAUAAGAACUCAAAAAAAGCUUCAGAUGAAUUGAUAGGAUUGCUUUGAGGCCAGAGAGCAGUUUGUACCCAACAAGGCUAAACUUGUCACAAUAACCAGAAGCCCAGAAAUGCUUCUUUGACCAAAUUUCUCAUAUCUACGAGAUGAUGCCCCCUCAAACCCAGUGUGAAACAGCCUUUAGACGUCCUCCUUCUUUGACCACAGGCAGUUGUUUGGGCAUCGUCCUUUGAGGAACCCGACUUCAGUUUCCACAGUUCUCCACCAUAUCCACCCCGAAGUAGGAUUGUUACUUCUGGCAGCUUUUGUAAAUAGCGUGAGAUCUUACGGACCGCUCUGUGUGAAAUUAUCCAGCACCGUCUCAGACAUUUCACCAUUUCUAUAGGUCUACUUUAGUUCUCGCAAACAUUGCACUACAUGAUCAUACUUAGCUUUUGCACUCACCACAUCCGGGCACAGCUAGCAUAGUCUGUUGGAGCACUCAGAAAUCCACUUAACAUUUGUUACACACGUCCAGGAUGCACUUUGCCACCAAGAACCAUUUACAAUGGGUCCACUCGCAAUAGAUCCGACUGAGAUAUCAGAACCUUCCAGUGCAAUGCCUUUUUCAUCACCGCCAGUCUGGGGGAUACUUUACACUCAGUCCAGCUGUGACUUGGUUGAACUUUCUUGGUAUCACUCGCAUCCCGGAGUGUCUGUCUGUCUGUCUGUCUGUCUGUCUGUCUGUCUGUCUGUCUGUCUGUCUGUCUGUAAUACUGUGUCUGUCCAUGCUUGAUGUGUCAGUAUAUAAGAGAUUCACAGAUCCUUUACUCCUCCCGUUGUGUCUGUCUGUUCUUACCCACCUCACCCUACCCCUCUCCAACUGGAGCCACAACCGUCAGAGCCCUCAGGGGCCCAGCUCACCGAUAGUCCUCAGAUAUCCAGCUCUACUUCUCAAGAGCCAUGCAGCUUGAGAGCUCCAAGCAGUUCUUUGGUGAAACUGCAAUAACUUUUCCAGCUAAAUGUCCUCGGUCAGUCGACCCGUCCUUGCAGGUGCUUUUCCAUCUCAGUUCGUCGCUGAUGCCUGAUGCUUUCUCGUUAAGUUCUUGUAGAUGAAGAACUACUUUUUGGAGUUUGGCCCAUUGGUUUAUCUUUAUCUAUGUAUGUGCAUGAGGAUUGGUACCAAACAAUUCUGUUUGUCUUUUGAAAACACAGUAGCUCCAUCCUGCAACAGAUUACAGCAUCAUAUCAAUCUUGGCCAAUUACGAAGAUAAAACUUUGACUAAUGGAAUCUGUCCCAAUUUGAUCAGGUGAUUAAAUUGUCAUCUGUUCCUGUGCAACAACACAAAUAAUUCUAAAUUCAUAAACUGUUCAUACUUGUUUACUUUCAUACUUAUGUCCAUCAACAACAAGUCACUGCUCUCCAGCUGUUUUUUUAGGACACAGGAAAAGAUUCAAUAUUUUCUCUGGUGCCAAACAGAACUUGUAGUUAUUGUUGAUCAAAAUAGAGGUUUUAAGAUGAUAAAUUAAAUUUGAAAAAGUUUUAAAUUUGAGUUUCAUGCAUGAUGUUUGUCUUGCCGAAAUGGAGGAUGCUGUGAAACUGUAUUAAAUGGGAAAACCUCUGCACUUCAUCUUGCACGUAACAUAUUAUCAUAACCAACAAGAAUAAGAGACAAAAGUGAUGAAAAAGAUUCAAGAGAUUUUAUGUACAUAGACCGAAAUUCUUACUUUGCUAGUUCUCCAAUAAAAGAUUUAACACAAAAAUAAGAUUAAACACAGAUACUUGCAGCAGGUUUGUUAAGUUAUUUCAGUCUUUUAGCUUUAAAGUAAUAAAUAUCAGCCUCCACAUCGACUCAAACAGAAAUCUGGAGACACAGAAUGGAUUUUGGUGCCAAUUCUCAUCCUAACGUAUUGUAAAAUUGACCAAUCCCCAGAUGUCAUGUGGUGAAAGAUGGUAUUUAAGCCCCUUCAUAUCCAGUGUGUGUCCAUAGUCUGUUAAAGAAUCACAACUGUGUGUUUUCUGGGAUGAAUAAGACAAAAGUGAAGAAGAUGGCAGACGUGUUUUCACCAUCUCGACAUCUCCGGGGCUCUGUAACCCUGACACCUCUCAUAUCAACCUGGGAUCACUCUCACCCGCCGUCCUCUCCUCUGUCACUGUCACAUCUGUUGAGUGUUUUUCUUUAUUUUUUUUUUCAUUUUGAGUUCUCUUACGAUAUUUUCCUGUACAAAGUGUUUAAAAUAUUAUUUGUAUUAUAUGAUGUUAGUAUGGUAAUGUUCUUUAUUAAGGAAGAAGAAAAAUUUAUUUUUGUUACUGGUCUGUUUCAUAAUUCUUUUCUAAAUUGGUAUUGUAAGAUAUCUAUGCAAGAACUGUUAAGUGGAGCAUUUUUAUUUAAGAAUGUAAUAUGUGUAAUAAAUGGUAGAAUCUG